This is a messenger RNA of Oxyura jamaicensis (ruddy duck), 4032 nucleotides long. RefSeq names its product serine/threonine kinase 36 (gene STK36). Gene Ontology annotation, cellular component: cytoplasm. The coding region runs from base 1 to 4008 and encodes 1335 amino acids. The transcript has 26 exons. Gene Ontology annotation, biological process: protein phosphorylation. Gene Ontology annotation, molecular function: ATP binding; protein kinase activity. Lineage: Eukaryota; Metazoa; Chordata; Aves; Anseriformes; Anatidae. The record is from RefSeq and is a predicted model, not a curated record.
AUGGAGAGGUACCGCGUCCUGGAGGCCGUCGGGGAAGGCUCCUUCGGCAGGGUGUACAAGGGGAGGCGGCGGCACAGCGCCCAGGUGGUGGCCCUCAAGUUCAUCCCCAAGGUGGGGCGCUCCGAGAAGGAGCUGAAGAACCUGCAGCGGGAGAUCGAGAUCAUGAGAGGCCUUCGGCACCCCAACAUCAUCCAGAUGCUCGACAGCUUCGAGACCGACAAAGAGGUGGUGGUGGUGACUGACUACGCAGAGGGGGAGCUCUUCCAGAUCCUGGAGGACGACGGGAGUUUGCCCGAGGACCAGGUCCAGGCCAUAGCUGCCCAGCUGGUCUCUGCUCUCUACUACCUGCACUCCCACCGCAUCCUGCACCGCGACAUGAAACCCCAGAACAUUCUGCUGGGCAAAGACGGCAUCAUCAAGCUCUGUGACUUUGGGUUUGCCCGUGCCAUGAGUAUCCACACCAUGGUGCUGACCUCCAUCAAGGGCACCCCGCUGUACAUGUCCCCUGAGCUGGUGGAGGAGAAGCCGUAUGACCACACGGCGGACCUCUGGUCUGUGGGCUGCAUCCUGUACGAGCUGUUCGUGGGCACCCCUCCCUUCUACACCAGCAGCAUCUUCCAGCUCGUCAGCCUCAUUGUCAAGGACCCUGUCAAAUGGCCCGAGGCCAUAAGCCCAGUUUUCAAGAGCUUCCUGCAGGGGCUGCUGAUGAAGGACCCCCGCCAGCGCCUGUCGUGGCCGGAGCUGCUCUCCCACCCCUUCAUUGCUGGCCGGGUUACUGUAAUUGACGACACAGAAGAGCACGGGAUCUCAAACCCCUUCACCACCAAGCUGUCUCCAGAGCUGCAGGCCCUGAAGGAGCAGCAAGCUCAUUCCCUGGCCCCCAGGAGCGGCCAGUCCAGGAUCCUGAGAAAGGCCCGGCAGAAGAUGGCUGAGGAGGCACAGCAAAAGGGGCAGCUGAAGGCAAAUACUGCAUGUGCGAAGGAUUCUGCCAAAGGACACACUGGGCAUAAACCCAGAGCAGCUCCUGGGAAGGCAGCCCUAGGGGAGGGGGAGCCACCAGCCGCCUCCAAAGAGAAGAACUCGGGUGUCCUGCAAGGAAAGAGCAGCGUGGCACAGUGGCAGCUGGAGGAGCCUCCUCCCAACCCGUGGGAGCACAUCAUCACUCAAGAUUACGAGCAGGAGUUUGGCAGAGCAGGAGUCCCUCUGCACUCUGGUGCUGGCAGGGCAGAGCCCCACGGCAGGCGCAGCAUUGAGGCCGUGGACCUGGAGAGCGAGGCUUUUCUCCUCUGUGGUCAGGAGCUGGAGAGCGAUGAGGAGUGGCAACACCUGAUCGAGGCCACAGAGCCCUCGGCCAUGCAGCUGAGCACACCACUGAGUCUCCUGAGGGACCCAGCCUUCUGGCACCGCGUCCGGGCCCGCCUUGCAGACUCUGUUCAGCAGGUGCUCGAAGGGAUGCUAGAGGGAGCCUCCCACCUCCGCCCUGUGCUCCGCGUUGUGGGCAACCUCCUGGCUACCCGCUGCGACUCUGAGCUGCUGGAGCAGUUCUGCCGGGAGCUGAACGUGCCGCUGUCCCUGUUGCAGCUGACCAAGCAGAUCCUGGAAAGUGGACGCACAAAGCAGCAGCCCUGGUGUAUCACAGUGCUGACAGACCUCGUCACGGUGACCACAGUUUAUUUCAGCAGUCAAUGCGGCCUGGAGGAGAGUGGGCAGAAGGACAGCCUCCAGGCCUUCCAGGAGAGUGCCAACCACUUCCUAGCCCUGCUGCUGGAUCUGCUGGCUGAGCCAGCCGACAGUGAGAUGAGACUCUGCCAGCAAAGCCUCCUGUGCUUCACCCUGCUCUGUGAGAGCCUGGACGCGAUGUGCCCCUCUGUUUCUGCUCCUUUCUACGCCAGCCUGCGAGAGGAGCGUCAGCCCCUGCUGGACAGACUUCUCCAGGGAUCCAUCUCAGAGCAUCACGCUUUGCAAGGAGCGGCGAUGGAGGCCAAGUCCGCCCGUGACCAGAGCCAACGUGUGGCAGACCUUUAUGCAGCCGCGUUGGCUGCUGCCUGCAGCGUCCCCCUGGCGAGGAACAGCAGCCGGGAAGCCAAGAAGCAGGUUGCUCGGAGGGUAGCUGAGAAGCUUAUGGAGGGAGAGAACCAGCAGCUCGGGAGACUGCUGGGAAGGCUGGAGCACCCAGGCUGCUCCUUGAACGUCCUCAAGAUCCUCUACGCCGCCUGCCAUGCCAGCCCGAGCCUGUGCCAGCACCUGGGGAGGAGCCAGCAAGUGUGGGGUUCCCUCGUGCAGCUCUCGAAGGGCAAGGUCCCCAUGGCAGAGGUCGCCCGGGGGGUGGCCUGUGAGGCUUCCCUGUACCUGCUGGCCCUGCUCACCCGGCAGCCCCAGGCCUCCCCUCCCAGGCUUGAGGAGGUGGUUUCCCUGGCCGUGGAUCUCCUCAGCCAGUCUCCUGUCGCGUCCCGUGUGGGUGCUGCAGCGUUCCUCCUGAUGCAGCUCAGCCAGCGCGGCGUGGACGCGGUGCUUAGGGGUGAAGAGGUCCUACCAGCCGUGACAAAUGCCCUGACGGCGCCUGCCGAGCUGCAGCUCCCCCCGCCAAUGGGUGCCGGUCUCUACGAUGGGCUCAUUUUCCUCCUGCUGAAGCUGCUCGCCCAGGAGGAUACGGCCGUGGAGCAGGGCUUUGCUGCCUCAGAGCUGUGGAGCGUGGUGUGGCACAGCGUGGCUGCGGUGCUUCGCGUGGGCAGCGCCGGGGCAGCGCCGGAGGGAGAUGCUCCGGGGGCAGAUCACCCCAUGGCAGAGCCAGACUGGAACCUCCUCUCCCCUCAAGGCACACUGCUCUUCCUCAGCCUGGCCCUCUUCGUCUUCACUCGCGAGUCCCACCGGUGCGUGCCUCAGCUUACCCGGUCCCACGGUGUCCUCAUGGUGACGCUGAGGAGGCUGCUGUCCCCUGGCUUCCUGGCAUGCCUGGCACAGACGCAAGCAGGAGAGGAUGGGGACACGGAACUCGUCCCAGCCGUGGUGAUCCAGGCCUGCCAGCUGCUCUGUUUCCCUUUUGCCCUGGAUGUGGAUGGAGACACCUUAGCCUUGGUCACGGAAGCAGUGAGAGACUCCCAGCUCCCCGCCCAGCUGCUGCAGGUCUGCUGUCACCAUCUGCCGCUCUCAGACGCUGAGCUCCCCGUCAGCCUCUUGUGCCACCUCGUUGUGUCCGACGAGCAGGUCAUAGCUCAGAUAGUACGGGUGGCUGCUGCCUCGGAGCACAUCCUUGCCUUCUUGACGGCCGUCCUGUUCUCAGACAGCCUCCCGCUCAUAACCGACCUCCUGGCUCUCUUGACUCACGUGGCCCGGGUCUCCCCAGAGCACCUGCCCUUUCUCCAGAGGAUCCUGGGGGGCUCGGACACGUCCCAGCAGCCGCUGACCCGCUUGCUUGGCCACCGAGAACACCCGAUACGUGCCAAGACCUGCAGCCUGCUGGGCAACCUGCUCCGACACGGCCACGGCUUCCCUCAGGCGCUGCAGAGCCAGCCGGGCUUGCUGGAGGGCCUGCUGGCGUGCCUGGCAGACCGGGACGAGCACGUGCGCAGGGCAGCCAGCUUCGCGGUGGGCAAUGCCGCGUACCACCCGUCCUCCCCAGCCCGCGUCCUGCGCAGGGCCGUGCCCGGGCUGACGCGGCUGCUGCGUGACCCGCACGCCAAGACGCGCCGCCACGCCGCCUCGGCCCUGGGCAACCUGUGCCGGCGCUGGGCAGAGCUGGGGGACCUGCUGGUGGAGAGCGAGACCCCCCGCGUCCUGCUGGACGUGGCCUGCUGGGACCCCCAGGCCAGCGUGCGGGAGGGAGCCCUGGUGGCGCUGCGGGCUGGCAGCCAGCACCCAGGGGUACAGCAGGUGCUGCUGUCCCUGGGGGCCGGUGAGAAGCUGGCUGCGCUGGCCGGCAGCGACUCGGCUGGUGGCAGCCCCUGUCCUUCUUCUGCACGGCACCGCCAGAAGCUCGUCCGCCUCCUGGCACCCUUGCACGGCACCUGAGGGCGCGGUGGCACCCCGGAGGUC